Messenger RNA from Adelges cooleyi (spruce gall adelgid), 6508 nucleotides. RefSeq lists its product as uncharacterized. The transcript has 18 exons. The record is from RefSeq and is a predicted model, not a curated record. Bases 253 to 5241 code for a protein of 1662 amino acids. Lineage: Eukaryota; Metazoa; Arthropoda; Insecta; Hemiptera; Adelgidae.
CGAUGGCGAUGGGACCGCUAAACCCGUGUUCGCUUCUCUCUCGGUAGAGUUGCUGAUCGCACGUCCGCGUUUCACAUUAUACUCGUUUUUUAUUUUUAUUAUUUUAUUUUGAUAAAUAUAAUUUUUUUUUAAUUUUCCCGCUAUAUUAUUUUUGAACGGAUCCUAUACGUAAACGUUAGUUUUUACGGUUAAACUAGUGAUUUUAGUUCACAGCCGCUGUGCCUGUCGGUCUCUGUUUCGCAGCCUUCGGGCAUGUUCAAUUUCGCUAGUAAAAUGUUGAACACCCUGAUGGGCGACAUGGACCAACCGCAGCAGCAGAACACACCCGGACCCCCUUCUGGUUUCAAUGGACAACACCAAAGGAAUCUCGGCAAUUCCACUACCGGUCAUCAGGACUAUAACAGACCAAGACAAUACGGCAUGAACCAAGCGUCGCCGUCUAAUACUGGGUAUGGCAUCAACCCACAGCAGACGAGACAACCGCAACAGCAACAGUCGGCCGUUCAGGCCAAACCGUCAUUCUAUCAGCAGCCAGCGAUUCAACCUUACAAGCGGACGCAUCAGCCGCCUCCCAUAGCCAUGCCAGCAGGUCUCGAACCGGAUCCGCAGAGUUUAGACCUAAGUCAUUUGAGCGUGGAAGAACGGGCUCUUAUUCAAAACGUAAUGGCCAAAGCGAAAAACAUGGAAGAACCGAUUAGCAAUACAAACGCGUCAUCUCAACACGACAUUCAGUCGAGCACGGACGAAUACAGGCAAGGGUAUAAUAAUGGCACUUACCCAAAUUCACAAAGUACUUACUACGGUAGCAAUAACAUUCAAGAGCAGCAACAAAAACAACACCAACAACAACUGCAGAUGCAACAGCAGCAACAACAACAACAGCAAAAUCUUCAAUAUCAGCAGCAUCAACGGCAACAGCAACCGCAGCAACAACAAAAUAGUGGGUAUCCAGACUAUCAAGAGCAACAGCAUCAGCAAAAAAACUCUGCUCCAUAUCAGUCACCGCAACAGCAUCAACAGAGUUCGCCAUCAUAUCAAUCGCAGACAGUUAGUGCUUCGGCCAAUUACGCGCCUUUGAUGGCUGCUAAACGGCAACAACAGCAGCAAUAUCAAAGUUACAACGGUGAACACCUGCAACCAUCGCCAGAGCAGCUAUCACCGGUGUCGCCGGACAACGACACGUCCACGUACUUCCAGUAUGGCGGCCAGCAAUCGUCGGCUGAACGGUCAGGUUCGGAUUCCAGCGAUGAUGUCAGCCUAGCCGAGUGUCUGGUCAACGAGAUCAACCUAAAACCCAUGCCAUUGCUAGACGAAAACGGACAGGUAUUGUUGGAGGAUACGGUCCGAAUGCAACAGCAGCAGCAACAGGAUUUGCUGCAGCAACAGCUGGAUCAGCAUCAGUUUGUCGACGCAUCUCAGGUGUACUACGACAGGAGUAUAGGCGACGUUUAUACGAUACAUGAAGACGAAGACGAGGCAAGCAGUCCGACGGGCGGAGAUGGAGUGACAAGUUUGAGAAAACGACAGAUGGCCAACACUUUAACCGCAAUUUCAGGGUUAAGCGGAGCUGAGUUCCAGAAAGAAAAUGAUAAACUAUACAACAUAAAAUUUGGUCAAGAUAGCCGGUCGCAAACCAAGAUGAACGAGACUUUCGAACAUGGCCCAACUAAAAAAGUCAACCAAACAAUUACAACCGGCGUGCUGGGCCAGAGUAAUACAUAUUGGAAUGCGGAUGACCAACCUCUGUCAACGACCUACGUUCAAAAUCUAUACGGCGGCAGGAAUUCUCCAACGGAUAGCAUUGGCGUGGAGUACGAUUCAGACAGCUCUGUUUUCCAAGACGACUUGAAAAACACACCCGAAUACGAACGAAUACGUAAACUGUUAAACCAACCGUUACAAAGUUAUCAGCAGUCGAAGAGCCAACACCGUUUAGGCGGUAGUGGUAGUGGAGGUUCUCCGAAAAAAGCUAUGGUACGAGAACAGAAGAGUUUCGAUGGAAAUUCGGCGCACAAGUAUGGAAGCGGCGGCCACCGGCAGACGCAUUGGAACGAGUAUGGGAAUUAUGACAGGGUGCCGCCGCCUAACCGGUCGGUCAACAGCAGUCAGUUUGUUGGCAACCAGCAAAACAUGGCAACGUAUUCUGACUAUAAACAACCUGAUUAUUUUGUACCAAACGCGUCAGCUGAAAAGGAUUGCGGAACGAUUAGUGGAAUGUUGGCCGACUUCAGUCGUUCAAUAGGUAAUAUGAACAGUGGUACAAAUACUCACAUAGCCACUAGUGAUAAAUUUGAAAACAAUAACAAGCACAAAUUUUGUGAGCCUCAUUCGUUCGAAAAUUCACAAGAAUAUCAACAACAAUAUCAGCAACAACAACAUCAGUUACAACAACAAAAACAGCAGCAACUGCAACAACAGCAUCAUCAACAACAACAAUUACAAAUUCAUCAGCAACAACAACAAUUACAAAAUCAUCAGCUACAACAACAACAGCAGCAGCAACCCAUUAUACAACAACAAACGAAUUUUGAUGGAGUUACAAACAGACCUCUAACUCAACUAAGAAGAACUCAAUCAAUAAUCAAUCAAAAUAUACAGGAUCCACAUUAUCAAAUGUACCCCAGCGAGGUCUCUAACUCCGUUCAAACAAGUAUGUUUGACACAAAUCUUCCGGGAAAUAUACAGCUUCAACAGCAGACACCGCUGAUAUUUGGUGAAGAUCAUCAAGCCCAAAUAACUCAAAACCCACAACAACAAUCAGUACAUCAACCGAAUAACGGGAUGUUCUACGAAGCUGGACUAAAUCAACCGAGGCAAUUAGUCAACCAGCCGGUCGAUCAAUUAUUGGCCCAGAGGUCGAUCAACCAACCAGUAAUUAACGACACUCAGUGUCUAGUUGGAAAUCAGCAAAAAAAUAUAAUGUUCUCGGUAAAUCCGAACGAUAGAAAAAUUAAUAAUAUACAGCAGUUUUUCAACAAACAGGACGAUCAGCCAUCAUUUGACGUUCAAUUAAACCAACAGUUUGGCAACUCACAAACAUAUCAGGAUGAACCAAAUAACUCUAUAAAUUUAGGAAUUUGUCAACCCUAUCAACCCCAAUAUACAUAUCAAAAUGUUGAACAGAAACAAGUUCAACAGCCAAAACCAAUAUACGAACAACCGAUUCAACAACAAUUACAACAACAACACCAGCAGCUGUUACAGCAACAACAGCAGCUGCAUCAACUACAACAACUACAACAACAGCAACAACAACAACAACAGCUACAGAAACAACAAGAACAACAACUGCAACAGCAGCAACAACAGCAACAACAGCAACUACAACAACAGCAGCAGCAACAACAACAGCAACAACAACAACAACAACAACAACAACAACAACAGCAGCAGCAACAACAACAACUACAACAGCAACAAGGACUACAACAGCAGCAGCAGGAGCUACAGCAAAAACAGCAACAAAUACAUUAUCAAAAAGAAGUUCAUCAGUUUUCGAAUGAAAACCAACAAGAACUUAAUAAAGAACAAAAAUUAUACAAUAGUAUGGGAAGAGUAGAAAGUUAUCUUGUAGACAAAAAUGCGCAACCACAGACAAACCAGGAAAGAGGCAAUAAUAUAACAGAUGCCUUCUUACCUCUGGGCGUAAUUACCAAAACUACAAACCAAAAUGUUCAGGAUGGUAACUCAAAUGUGACUAACGCAAGCAAAUCUCAAGGACAGCGCACCGAUAUUAUAAUGCAUAAAAAUCAAAAUCAAAACAUUGUUGAGCAAAAAAAUCAGAAAAUUGUGCCAAGUGCCUUUAAAUAUUUGGCACAAAACGCUGAUCAGGUAGCGGGCAAUAAGCAAAUAACUAUCGCAACAUCGGCAAACCAUUUGUCUGCUAUGAAGUACACACAGCCAGCUUCACACUUAACCCCUCAAAGUACGCCUGUUAGUACACCAAGGGGCGUAAAGGACUUAUCAGCAUCUCCUGAUACCUUGAGCGAGACUGAUUCAAUGAAAUCUUUUAGGAGUCGGCGGAGAUUGCCUGAUUUACCAGCCAAUCAAGAGGCUGCACCAAUACCUAAUGCUAAGAAACGUGAUCGAAUGUUAAAGGCGAUGAUGGAUAAAGUUCGGUCUUUCUCCUCUGUCAGGAACGUUGCACAAUCUGAAAGUAUGAAUUUAGGUAGUAUGUCGACUAUGAACUGGCAGAUAAAAUUUGGCAACCGUCAACGACCAAGUAUGAGCGAAACGAAUUUACUAAAAUAUCAACCGAAAAGAGACUGUGCCAGUACAAUUAGACCGGAAUCUGCUCUAGGCUUAUUACAAGGUUCAAGCCUAGUGAGCAGCACGGGAGAGCCAACGCCCAGACCAUACGGCUACCCAAAAUAUUCGACGGAAACAGACAGUGAACUGGCCGCUUGCCUACCGCCAGAUCUCAGACACCUGUUAUCCGCCACUUCACAAACACAGAGUCAAUUGGCCAGCUGCACCAAUGCCAUGAGUACUUUAGGAUUGUACAAAAAACCGUACGAGAGUUACCUAGCGGACCGUAUGCAAUCGUCUAGACAAGCUACUCUUUUUGGCGAGGACGAUCACCGGUCACGAACCCUUGGGGAUCGCAGCGCCUACGAUAUUUACCGUUCCACAAAUAACAUGCCUGACAUGGAUAGACGCUAUAACUACCAAAGAUCUACGACUAGCGGCCGUUUAAGAGCACCUCGCAGUGCUUACGCCAAACACUUGUCCGACAUGUGUGUUUACGGCGACGGCCAAGAUUUAGACGUGGGCUAUAGAAAUGAUUACACACUGAGACCUCGGUCUCGGUCAUAUGAAAGCGGUGCAGCGGAGGAUCCUAGCAGGCGACACUGGGACAAUAGUUACUUGAGUUCAGUGUAUGGCGGUAACCCUGGGGCACUACGGGAAACUGCCAUCAACUCGGUAUUAGAUCACGAACGGCGUCGAAUGCAUCCGGAGCACAAAAGAUGGGACAUGAGACGGUUCAGUGACGGUUCGGAUUCACGACCGCUAGACUACAUGAAAUACAGACGGUCUCGGUCUUGGGACCCUUCGCCGUAUUCGAGCGAAGACGAAGAGGAAGAGCUGCAGCGGGAAGAGAAAAAAGCCAGGAUAAAGGCAGAGAUAGCUAGGCGCCGUCGUCAGAUCGAAGAGAACGUCCGAUUGCACGAGGAACUACUGCGUUUGGCUCGGAUCCGGGAGAACGCUGAGCACGAGUACUCCCCACUAUCAGGGAGAUAGAAGAAUAACGUAAUGAAUUUUGGACCGAAAAUGUCGACGUGAUCCGAAUACUACCAGAAAAUUCUAAGAAAAAAAUCUGGUAUGGGAGCUAAAUAAUAGGCAAUUUAUCCGUUAAGGUCAAAAAAGACUGAGAUUUAUUAUGUUUAAAUUGUCAGUUGUCGUCGACGGGCACAAUUUUUGGUACCAAAAUUUAACUUCUAAAAUGUUUAAAUAUUAUUAUUUUUUCGAUUAUCGUGUUGUACUUAUAGAAUUGGAGAUUAGGCUCAUUAUUGAUUUUGUUGUAUAAAAAAAAAAAAAUUACUUUGAACAAAGCCAGUUGUCAAAGUUUUCUUUCUAACAUAUGAUCACAUUCCUUUGUACCAAAUCGUUUCUUUAUUAAUACGUAAAAUAGCUAUACAUUUUUUAUGUCCGAUAAUUAUCUAGUUAUACAUAUAUACAUAUAAAAUAUGGAUUUAUGUAUAGACAUAAUAUCACAAUGAUAUGUCAGAUUUACUUAAAUUUCAUAUGUUAUUCUGUCAAAUUAUUGUGAUACGACCUCUAUUAAUAAUAUAUUUUUCUGAAAUUCAUUCAAAAGAAUUUUUGAUUUAUGGUACCUAAUAAAUAUAAUUUUCACAAAGUUUUAGUACAACACAUAAUUUACACAUUACAUAUUUUUAUAUUCAAUGUAAGCAAUAAUAAAUGUAAAUAAAUUAUAUGGAGUACAGACAAAUGACUAUUCAAUAAACGUGAGUAAAAACAUAAAUAACAUUUUUUUAUUUAAACAAUUUAAAUUUACGAUUAACCCGAAAAUACUGCUAAUGAGUUUGUUUUGCUAUAAUUCAUAACGAUGAGAAUUUUAUUCGCUAAAAUUAUUACUAUUUAAUGUUUUGUAAAAACAGCCAAUUAUUGUUAUUAAACUCUGUUAGCGCAGUAUAUUGGAUGAAAAAUAAAUGUGACCCGACUUGGUCAAAGUUCAUUGAAGUUAAUUCAUAAAUAUUUUUAAUUACAUAUUAUAUUAUCUUCUAUAAUAUUAUGCUACAUCACAUUCAAUUUUUAUUAUCUAUGAUAUAUUUUUACUGUUUUCUUAAUUAUGGUAUUUAUCGUUUAAGAUAUUUAUACAUUAAUAAUUGUCUAUAAUACUUGACUUUAAUUUACUAGGGAUAGUUGUAAAUUCUAAAAUAAAUACAAUUAUACUAAUACUAUACACAUGGAAAAUUUAAGUUAUUCAAUAAACAUGUCUAUUAUCAUUGGUAUUAGUAUUUAUUACGCAAUAGUAAAUUUUAAAGAA